CCUCUCCUUGUCUUUGGUAGCUUCUCCUUCUCUUUUCUUUUUUUUGGUGCCAACUUCUUGUCCCAUCCCCUCCCAUCCUUUGUUUGACUUUUUUUUCUAAAAUCUGGGUUUGAGCAAGAUCUGGGUUUGAGCAAGACCUGGGUUCGAGCAAGAUCUAGGUUCAAGCAAAAUGAACAAACCUUGUAGAUCUAGGUUUAAGCAAAAUGAAGAAAACCUCGUAGAUCUGGGUUCGAGCAAGAUGAACCCAGCUGUUGGUGAAUGGCAAACAGAUCCCAUUGAAAAAAAUGAAAUCCUGUGCACAAUCACGAACACAGAGAGCAGAAGUCUUCCAUAUUUAGAUGAUCCGAAAGAUGAUGCUGAUGAUGCUGAGGAUGCUGAUGAUGAUGCUGAGGAUGCUGAUGAUGAUGCUGAGGAUGCUGAUGAUGAUGCUGAGGAUGCUGAGGAUGAGAAAGUGAAUGAAAAUGAGUUUGAGGAUGAGGAUGCUGAUGAUGAUGAAGUGAAUGAAAAUGAGUUUGAGGAUGAGAAAGUGAAUGAAAAUGAGUUUGAGGAUGAGGAUGAUAGGGAUGAGAAUGACUUGAAGUAUUUGAGAAGAAUCAAGUAUUUGAGAAAGAGGAUUAUUUGGAUGAAGUUGGAGGUGAAAUAUCUGGAUCCUUACCUCCGAUCCGUCAAAAAGAUGUAUGCACUUCAAGCUGAGAUCCCAUACUACGUAACAAUUCCUGUUGGACAUCCUACAAAGGAACAUGUGCGGUAUCCUCAGAGAGAGCCAGAAGCUGAAGGUGAAGGUGAAGGUGAAGGUGAAGCUCAAGUGGCAGCUCCGGCUGAAGCAAAACGUACAGUUAAAGCACUGUAUGUUGGUUCCAGUCCACUUGCAACUUCUUGCUCCAACUUGGAAGAAAUGGUGGAGGACAUAGAUGAAGUUUGCGAGUUGAUUAAUAAAAAAGUCAAAGAAUGUAAACAUCAAUUGAAAGAGUUGAUUAAUAAAAAAGUUGAAGAAUGUAAACAACAAUUGAAAAAAUUGAGCGAGAACUCUGAUAUCAAACUCCAAAUGGCCAGGCUUCAGAGAGCUGGUGAAAUCCUUGGUAUAUGUUCCUGCUCCAACAUGGAAGACAUGGAUAUAGAUGAAUUUUGCGAGUUGAUUAAUAUAAAAGUCAAAAACUUGAGCAAGAACUCUGAUAUUGAACCCCAAACCCUCAGGAAACUGUUGAAAUAUUUUGAACAAGAGGAGGCGGUUCAAGAUUUGCAGUCUAUACGUUUUGAGCCUACCUAUUUUAUCAAGGGCCGUAUGAUACCAUGUACUUAUCCUUAUGAGGAGUUGAGUUGUCUGGUUACCAAGCUGAAGGAUAUCGAUAAGGUCACUGUUUUAGCACAAGAUUGGCUGUUAUCUUCAAUGGGAGAAUUUGCGCUUCCAUGGAAAUACUUCAAUGAGGAGAAAUCUGUAUUGAUUGUCCAACAACCUAUUCUCUUCACAUUUGAGGAAUGGUAUCAUGAUUUACUCACAUUUCCAGAUGUAGAACAUUGGUUCUCUUUUCUCAAGCUUCGUUUGUAUCCUCUUCUGAGGUUGUGCACAAAGUGGCUGAAGUGUGCCAUCGAAAAUGAAAUCUGCCAUGGAGAUCUUAUGCAUUAUAUCUAUUUCACAACUGAUUUUGAGCCACAACUUUUGAUUCGAAAAGGUUUUGAUCCAAAGAAAUCAGGCGGUCACUGUGGUUCAUAUAGAGAAGAUUUAAAAACUAUCAGGCACUUUUUGUUUGUGAUUGUUAACAAGAAGCCACUAGAGGACCUAUGGAGGGUUUACAAAUCGGAGGAUUAUGUUUUCAACAAUGAUGUGCCACAUUAUUUGAUUGAUUUUCUUAUGCUAUUGGCUACCUUUGAUGAACAAAAGCACGUUGUGGAUGUUGUUUUUGACCCAUCUUUUUUGUGGAGCAUUGAGAAGAAGCUCAAACAUCUAGAUGAAGCAUUUAUGUAUUUCUUUGACAAGAAAUCAAGACUCGAUAUAAUAAACAAGUAUAAUUGGUGGCCAUGGUUUAAGGAUUUUGACAACCUUCCUGACCGUCAUCGUUUGAAGGAUAUAUUAAAGCGGGCAGGCUCACUGGUAAUCACCCAAUCACGCCAACGAGCAUCCGUGCAUCGGAAUCCAAAAUACGAAGACAAUGCACAGUUGUUGCGUCUAUUUCGCAAUGCCAAGCGUCAUCGUGCUGAAAUGUUUGGACAUGAAUGGACUCAGGAUUUUCUUUUGGAGCAGUUUGAGGACCAUUUCAACAUUCUCUCGAAACUCUCCCAGACAUGUAAUGAAUACGCAAGGAGGUUCCAGAGUGAACAAUUGCACGCAGACUUCCUUGAAAUGUUGGGAUAUGAGUAUUGUCAAAAGCGUUCGUUUCACCACUUAGAGCGACGAAGCAAAGCGAUCAAAGGCACCACUGCUUCAAAAUUUCAGAAGCGCUCUACUUAGAAGCGGUCCCAAAGCAAUUGAAGUGAAGUGAAGUGAAGCGGUAAGAGUGUUCUGACGUUGAAACGAUGCUUAUUUAAAAUGGCAUAAAAUGACAGAAAAGUGUAGAAGCAUUCAGGGUUUAAAUUGGAAUUUUGACUCUAAUUAGGGCAAAAAGGGGAAGCAUAAUUCUAUGUAUUUCCUCUUCGUCUCUCCUUAUCUUUCAAUUCUAUUUCUUGUUGAUAUACUUAUAGUAUUAAGAUCUAUUUAGUCUAGGGACUUCAAUUAAGAAACUUAGGGCCUGUUU
Molecule: messenger RNA, 2729 nt
Organism: Rubroshorea leprosula
Lineage: Eukaryota; Viridiplantae; Streptophyta; Magnoliopsida; Malvales; Dipterocarpaceae
Source: the annotation of a GenBank genome assembly